Prosopis cineraria is the source of this 1382-nucleotide messenger RNA. RefSeq lists its product as uncharacterized. Lineage: Eukaryota; Viridiplantae; Streptophyta; Magnoliopsida; Fabales; Fabaceae. Gene Ontology annotation, molecular function: methionyl-tRNA formyltransferase activity. The record is from RefSeq and is a predicted model, not a curated record. The transcript has 11 exons. Bases 122 to 1210 code for a protein of 362 amino acids. Gene Ontology annotation, biological process: conversion of methionyl-tRNA to N-formyl-methionyl-tRNA; biosynthetic process.
GUGACGUGAGGUUGAGCCGAAUGGCUGAGUUUGGUACGUAUUGUAGAAAACCUUAGCCUGUUCAGAUAACAAGGGGAGAGAGACCCAGCGUGUUCUGAGCCUAGCUACUCAAGCUCGUGCAAUGCACUCUUCAUCGAUGAUUAGCCGCUAUUGUUGUUUACAUAGCGCUACGUCUUCUCCGUCUCUCUCCUUGUCUUGCAAGAAGAAGUCCCUCGUCUUCUUGGGCUCUCCGCAGGUCUCAGCAACUGUCCUUGAUGCCCUCCUUAACGCUUCUAGUGCUUCGGAUUCUUUAUUUGAGGUUGCAGCUAUUGUGACACAGCCACCUGCUAGGAGGGAUAGGGGGAAAAAGCUGCUGCCCUCUCCAUUGGCAAAAUAUGCUCUUGAUAGAGGUUUCUCCUCUGAUCUUAUAUUCACACCUGAACGGGCUGGGGAGGACAAUUUCUUGUCAAACUUGAGAGGCUUGCAACCAGACUUAUGCAUUACUGCAGCAUACGGGAAUAUACUGCCUAGCAAGUUUCUGAACAUACCACCAUUGGGGACAGUCAAUAUUCACCCUAGCCUGUUGCCAUUGUAUCGUGGUGCUGCACCAGUUCAAAGGGCAUUACAGGAUGGUGUCAAAGAAACUGGAGUGUCAUUGGCAUUCACUGUUCUUGAACUUGAUGCUGGACCCGUCAUUGCUAGUGAACGAUUUGAAGUUGAUUUCCAAAUUAAGGCACCUGAUUUACUUUCUCAGCUGUUUCUGAAGGCAGGAUCAAAGCUUCUAGUCCGUGAACUUCCUUCCAUAUUUGAUGGAUCUGCAAGGGUGAAAGCUCGACCUCAGGAUCACAAUAAGGCUACAUUGGCUCCAAAGAUAAAUCCAGAGGAGUCAUGGUUAUCCUUUGAUCAAGAAGCAUUGGUUCUACAUAAUAAGGUUCGCGCCUUUGCAGGGUGGCCAGGAACACGAGCAAAAGUGUUAGUAGAGAAAAAUGGUGAGCAGAAAACGCUGGAACUUAAAAUUAUAACUACGCGAGUUGGCAUCCACAAAAGUGUACUGCCCAAAGAAGUAGAUGAUAUCAGAUUUGUCAAGGAUGCAUUGGUGUUUCCCUGUGCUGGGGGCACAUCACUGGAGGUAUUAGAGGUUCAGCUUCCAGGAAAAAAGGUGGUAAGAUCAGAUGCUUUCUGGAAUGGAUUACGUGGACAGAAAUUAAAGAGACUAAAAGAGACCAUUUAAUUGAACACGAGCAAGAUUUUAAUAGUGUUCGAGCAAUUUAGGAAACCAAUUCUUUUGAGUUUUACUUGAUUCGAGCUUUUGUUCUCUUUACUAAUUUUGUAUGAAUAAACGCUGUAACUAAUUGUUUCCAUAGCACUUAACCAUGUAUUUCUCUCUGGGGUUUUUACUUUUA